GGAGGAGUCGACCGACAAGAGGCGGCUGGAGAGAUCGGAGCUCUGCAGGCUGAGCACAACCUGAGCGUGGAGCGGAACGCGAAGGCCUCUCAGGUCCAGGUAACAAGCGCCCACCUGAUGGUGGACCGCGACUGUCUUUCACGAUGAUGAGCGCCAUCCUCUCGGCUUUCCUUGUGCUUCAGAUGUCCGCAGUAGUCCAGAGGGCAGCCUCGCUGGUGUGACCCCGGAGUCCCGGACCCCGACCCCGAGCCCGGCACGUGCCUGUCCCAAGACUUGGAGAUGCUCCUGAAUGACUCGGACUCGGAGAGCAUCCUAUCGGACGACUCUGUGUUCCCCGACUGUGAGCGGAGUGAGCUGUACUCAGACCCGCCCGCCACUCUGUACGAGGCCUGCGCCAGGAACGACCCGGACGCCGUGAGCAGGAUGCUGGAGAGAGGCGUCACCAGAGAGGAGGCCAUGGAGCUGGACGUCAACGGCCGAAACGGAUUCAUGCUGGCGGUCAGCAGAGGCUUCGUGGACGUGGUGACCCGGCUGCACGCGUGUCCACACCUGGACAUCAAUCACCAGGACAAGGACGGAAACACAGCGCUGAUGAUCGCAGCUCAGGCAGGCUUCGUCACCAUCCUCAACUACACACUCAACUACUACUCUGGAGUGGACACCGAGGUCCGGGACCCGCGAGGCUUCACCGCCCUGAUCAAGGCGGGCCUGCAGGGUCGGGAGGACUGUGUGGCGGCUCUCCUCAUGCACGGUGCCGACAUGAACGCGAUGGACCUGGUCCAGAGGAGAGGCCUGAAGGAGUGGGUCGUAAGAACCGGAAGAUUCGAGACCCUCAACAGAAUUCGGCAGCUGCAGGCCCGUCCCGUGGCCGAGCAGUUCUGUGACACCUAUGUUCCGGAGUGGCCUGAGCUCACGCAUCUGACCGCGAAGGCCACCAUGCCCAGAACGACCAGCCAAAAGCUGCGGCAACGUUUAAAAGACAGCCUGACCUUCAGGUUCCCCCAUGACCCUGAAACCAACGGCGUCAUGGACCACAUGGUUCGGAUGACCACGGGCUUCCACAGCCCGCUGAUCGCCACCGGCUGUCGCCCGCUGUGUCCCAGCAGCCCCCCGGCGCUCGGCAGGCGGCGCCUCGCCGUUCCUGAACUCGUGGAAAAACACAGCAGGAAGGAGCUGGAGCACAGCCUUGUGUCCCACACCGCCGACAGCUCCUUCACCUCUGCCUCUCCCACGUCCAUGUCGUCCACCUCGGCGUCCCUGACCUCCUGCUGCCAGGAGCCGGAGCGCCAGGAGAGCGCGGCGCUGCCACGCUUCAUGCCCCGCAGCAUGACUCACCGGAAUAGCAUCUUCCCCUCUGGUUGUAUCCCCAAAAUAGAAGUGACUAAAUCAGGGGAGCCCACGCCAAAGAAGGAGAAGAAGAAGAAACGAGACACGGGGUACCUGGAGCCCCCCGUCUGGAAGUACAAGGAGGCCAAGGAGAAGAAGAAGAAGGAGAAGGAGAAAGAGCUGGACAAGGAGACCAACAGGUCCAAACGCCCACAGAGCCAGAAAUGAAAGUCACUGUGAGUCAGACUCAAGCAGGCAGGCAGGCGCCCGGGGCGGUGAUGUCAUCACCAGCGCAGGCGCGAGCGACCGUCGCUCAGACGCCGGUCCAGCAGGGGGUGCAAUCUGUUCUCCACAGCUGAGAGAGAAGCUCCUGAAGAACGCAGCCACGCAGCUGCAGAACCUGGGAGCCUGGAUCGCUGCUGACUCAGAAUGCUGUGCGGCUCUCAGGCAGGUGGCGCUCAUGAGACCACAUUAUCCAUCAAGACUGAAGCUCCACUCGCUGGGGCUGAGGUCAGAGCGUCUUAAGGGAACUAUAAAUACUCGCUCCGGAGCAAUGAGGAAGCGCAACUCUUCCCCAACUGUAAUCUUUUAAUCCAAUGGACACUCUCCGUCAGAUAAGUCCGAGUGUCAUCUUCAUCAUCGUCAUCUUCAUCACGAGGACAGCGCACUCUCCUCGUCGAUGUGUUUUCGAGUGGACUCGUCAUGACUCGUGUCAUGCUGGGCAGUCACUUCCUGUUCGCUUGAGGAACUUGAGGUCAUUUCGUGCUGUCAGCAGGUUUGACAGUCAAACUGCCAUUCUGAUGGGAAGGUGGUGAAGAAAGGGCUGCCGCCAUGAGAGCACAAGUUGCUGUGAGAAACAGCUGGCCAGUUCUCCGGUUCUGGGAAGAGAGCCUCCCUCUGAGAUAAGUGGAGGGAGGAGGGCGAAGGUGUGAGGACAGAGGAGAGAGGCUGCAGCUGUGCUGUCAGCGUCUGAGCGCCGGCUCCAUCUCCACUCUGUGGCUGUGGACAGUGUCAAUAAAUCUGUACAGGGUCCCACA
Messenger RNA from Synchiropus splendidus (mandarinfish), 2363 nucleotides. RefSeq names its product ankyrin repeat domain 33Aa (gene ankrd33aa). The transcript is spliced from 4 exons. Gene Ontology annotation, molecular function: protein binding. Bases 280 to 1554 code for a protein of 424 amino acids. The record is from RefSeq and is a predicted model, not a curated record. NCBI's taxonomy places the organism in Eukaryota, Metazoa, Chordata, Actinopteri, Syngnathiformes, Callionymidae.